GGGCAAAGAUGACUUGGACGAUGCUCUGGACAUUUUGGAAGACGGCCACUUUGAGGAGGCUGAGCUGUUGGCUGGAGAGGUUCAGCGGCAGGCAGCAAAGGAAGGGAAGGCAGAGAGAGAAGCGGAUGCUCUCCGGGUGGUCACCAAGGCACGGAUCAAAGCAGCAGAGGAAAAGGGCUUCGAUGGAUUGCCAGACAUCGAGGUCCUCGAACAGGCGCUGCAGGCUGCAAACAGCGAAAUCUUCACUUUUGAAAAGCACGGCGAAAUCGUCGCGAAGGCCAUCAUGCAGCUGGCUUCGGCAGAGAUCUAUUUGGCAAUG
This is a messenger RNA of Symbiodinium necroappetens, 319 nucleotides long. The record is from the annotation of a GenBank genome assembly. NCBI's taxonomy places the organism in Eukaryota, Dinophyceae, Suessiales, Symbiodiniaceae.